CUCUUCCCCCGCCCCCUCCUAAUGGAGCGAACCAUUCCCAGUUAGUCCUCCUCGCCCUCUCCCUCUGCCUCCCUCUUCUGCUCUCCUUCUCCUCUCGUCUUCCCCCCCUUUCGUCUGUAAAGUCCUCCGCUGCUCGGAACUUGUUGGCAAUGCCUAUUUUUCAGCUUUCCCCCACGUUCUCCCAAGUAACUAUUUAAAGAUCUGCAGCCGCAAAUGGUUUUACUAAAUGUAGGAUGGGACUUAAGUUGAACGGCAGAUAUAUUUCGCUGGUCCUGGCUGUACAGAUAGCGUACCUGGUGCAGGCGGUGAGAGCGGCCGGGCGGUGCGAUGCCGUCUUUAGGGACUUCUCGGAGUGUUUGCUGCGGCUGGGUGAUAACAUGGCCAGCUACCCCCAGGACCUGGACGACAAGAGAAACCUCCAAACGAUCUGCUCGUACUGGGAUGAUUUCCACUCCUGCACCCUUUCAGCGCUCACCGAUUGCCAGGAAGGAGCGAAAGACCUCUGGGAGAAACUGAGACGGGAAUCAAAAAACCUCGAUUUCCAAGGCAGCUUAUUUGAACUGUGCGGAGGAGGCAGCGGCGCGGCACCGUCCCUUCUCCCGCCGGCUUUGCCCCUGCUGCUGGCGGCUCUUUGGGCUGCCCUAGUGACCUGGCUGCCUUUUUAGGCUGGGGGAGGGGGGGGAAGUGAGCACACCCACACCCCUCUCCAUGUGCUGGAUCUAUAGAGGAAGUUGUCCAUCCGUUGCUUUGGGGACGUUGUGCUUUUUCUGUGGUUGAUGAUGAUGAUGAUGGUGGUGGUGGCUGAUGAUGGUGAAACACCCAUGUAGGACUGUGGAAGCGUUCUCCCUUUUUUCUUAUUUUGUGUUUUAUUUGCCAAAUGUUACCAAACAAGGCAGCAGCACGCAGCCCGAAUCGGACCUCAGCUUUACUAUUGCUUUGAACUAAAAAAAAAAACAAAGAAAAAGAUAACAGUAAUAAACCAACAAACUUGAGCCCUCAUCGUGCAAAAGCAAUCUCAGGAAUGGCUCUGGGCCACCUAAAGCUGGAAUCUGCCGGAGUACAUCCCGGCGAGCCACGGGCUCUACUAAAAUUGUGGCAGAGUACAAGGUGAGAAUAAUAACGCAGCCUAAAAUAAACCCCCCAAAAAGGGAAAGAAAUCAAAGAAAAAGGCACUGGAUGAAUCCAAGGGAGAUGUCCACAUAUGAAGCAUCUGGUGAAUAAUUCACAAUAUCUCAUCUUUCCUCCACAGUCACUUGUUUUUUGGUCAUUCCACUGCAACAACAAAAAUAUAUAUGUAAAAAUAUAUAUAUAUAUUUAAAGAGAGUUUUUCCUCAAGGGAAAAAAAAAGAGAGAGAGAAAGGGGAAGAAGGAUGGAAGGAUAGAAAGGGUAGGAAGGAAGGAUUGAAAAGAAUGGAAGAGAGGGAGGAAGGGAGAGAGGAAGGAAGGGAGGGAAGGAGGAAGGAAGGGAGGGAGGGAGGGAGGGAGGGAGGAAGGAAGGAAGGAGGAAGGAAGGGAGGGUGGCAGGGAGGGAGGGAGGAAGGAAGGGUGGAAGGAAGGAAGGAAGGAAGGAAGGAAGGAAGGAAGGAAGGAAGGAAGGAAAAAAGGAAGAAAGGAAGGAAGAAAAGGAAGGAAGGAAGGAAGGAAGGAAGGAAGGAAGGAAGGAAGGAAGGAAGGAAGGAAGGAAGGAAGGAAGGAAGGAAGGAAGGAAGGAAGGGAGGGAGGGAGGGAGGAAGGGAGGGAGGAAGGGAGGAAGGGAGGAAGGGAGGAAGGGAGGAAGGAAGGAAGGAAGGAAGGAAGGAAGGAAGGAAGGAAGGAAGGAAGGAAGGAAGGAAGGAAGGAAGGAAGGAAGGAAGGAAGGAAGGAAGGAAGGAAGGAAGGAAGGAAGGAAGGAAGGAAGGAAGGAAGGAAAAGUGUGUCUAAACGGCUGGAGGAGUGAAGAAAUGCUGCUAACAGAUGUCUGAGAGUUUACCUGUACUUGCUGUUUGAAGGCAUCUUUCCGAGUUCACUGCCUUUAUUUUUUUUCCUCCUCUUUGUUUUAGGUGUUACACAUGCCAGUUGAAUACCUGAAUAUCCAAUCGUAGAGAUCACAAAAAGGGGGCUUAAAAUGUAAAUCUAAAGGAGAAACAACAGGCAAACAGCAGCAAAACCGAUUGUGCAAAAAAAAAUAAUAAUAUAAUGAAUUAAAAAUUAAAAAGCCUUGAUAAUAAAAGGGAAUGAAAAUGCGGGGUUGGGGGGGGGGAAGAAAAUGUAAUUUUAAGAAACGUUUAUGAAAAAGCCAAUUCAGGAAAAAACAAAACAAAACAAAACAAAACAAAACAAAACAAAAAAUAACCCAAACAAGCAAAAAAAACCCAAACCCGCAAACCACAACAAACGAACAAAAAAACACCCCAAAACCCCACCUACAAGAAACAAACAAAAGAGAUUUGCUACAAAGUAUAGACAGAAGUAUAAAAUAAAAAGUAUUGUUUCAAA
Messenger RNA from Pogoniulus pusillus (Red-fronted tinkerbird), 2475 nucleotides. It is a transcript of the gene NRN1, whose product is annotated as neuritin 1. Gene Ontology annotation, cellular component: plasma membrane. Gene Ontology annotation, biological process: nervous system development; neuron projection extension. The record is from RefSeq and is a predicted model, not a curated record. The transcript has 3 exons. NCBI's taxonomy places the organism in Eukaryota, Metazoa, Chordata, Aves, Piciformes, Lybiidae. The coding region runs from base 234 to 665 and encodes 143 amino acids.